Molecule: messenger RNA, 2286 nt
Organism: Suncus etruscus (white-toothed pygmy shrew)
Lineage: Eukaryota; Metazoa; Chordata; Mammalia; Eulipotyphla; Soricidae
Gene: MYB
Product: MYB proto-oncogene, transcription factor
Exons: 16
Coding region: 1-2286 (761 amino acids)
Biological process (GO): regulation of DNA-templated transcription
Cellular component (GO): nucleus
Molecular function (GO): DNA-binding transcription factor activity, RNA polymerase II-specific; RNA polymerase II cis-regulatory region sequence-specific DNA binding
Source: RefSeq, a predicted model, not a curated record
AUGGCGCGCAGACCCCGGCACAGCAUAUACAGUAGUGAUGAGGAUGAUGAAGACAUUGAGAUGUGUGAUCAUGACUAUGAUGGGCUGCUUUCCAAAUCUGGAAAACGGCAUAUGGGAAAAACCAGGUGGACCAGGGAAGAGGAUGAAAAAUUGAAGAAGCUGGUGGAACAGAAUGGAACAGAUGACUGGAAAGUCAUUGCUAAUUAUCUUCCGAAUCGAACAGAUGUACAGUGUCAGCACCGAUGGCAGAAAGUACUGAACCCUGAGCUCAUCAAGGGCCCUUGGACCAAAGAAGAGGAUCAGAGAGUGAUAGAGCUUGUACAGAAAUAUGGUCCGAAGCGUUGGUCGGUUAUUGCCAAGCAUUUAAAAGGGAGAAUUGGAAAACAAUGUAGGGAGAGGUGGCAUAACCACUUGAAUCCAGAAGUUAAGAAAACCUCCUGGACAGAAGAGGAAGACAGAAUUAUUUACCAGGCACACAAGAGACUGGGGAACAGAUGGGCAGAAAUCGCAAAGCUACUGCCUGGACGAACUGAUAAUGCUAUCAAGAACCACUGGAAUUCUACAAUGCGUCGGAAGGUUGAACAGGAAGGUUAUCUGCAAGAGACUUCGAAAGCCAGCCUGCCAGCAGCGGCCACAAGUUUUCAGAAGAACAGUCACUUGAUGGGUUUUGCUCAUGCUCCACCUUCCACUCAACUCCCUUCAACUGGCCAGCCCUCAGUGAACAAUGACUACCCCUAUUAUCAUGUUUCUGAAGCCCCAAAUAUCGCCAGUCAUGUCCCAUAUCCUGUAGCAUUACAUGUAAAUAUCGUCAAUGUCCCUCAGCCAGCUGCUGCAGCCAUUCAGAGACACUAUAAUGAUGAAGACCCUGAAAAAGAAAAGCGAAUAAAGGAACUAGAAUUACUCCUUAUGUCAACUGAAAAUGAGCUCAAAGGACAGCAGGCACUGCCAACCCAGAACCACACAUGCAGCUACCCUGGGUGGCACAGCACCACCAUUGCUGACCACACCAGACCUCACGGGGACAGUGCACCUGUUUCCGGUUUGGAAGAACACCACUCGACUCCAUCUCUACCGGUGGAUCCUGGCUCCCUUCCUGAAGAAAGUGCCUCUCCAGCCAGGUGCAUGAUUGUCCACCAAGGCACCAUACUGGAUAAUGUUAAGAACCUGUUAGAAUUUGCAGAAACACUCCAAUUUAUAGAUUCUAAUUCUUCAUCACGGUGUGAUCUCAGCAGUUUUGAAUCCUUUGAAGAAGCAGAGUGUUCACCUAGCCAGCCGCAUGCAGGCAAAGCCCUCCAGCUUCUGCAAAGAAAGGGCAGUGUGAAUAGACCGGCAGGAGAGCCUAGCACCAGGGUGAACAGAGGCAUGUUGAGGGAGGGCGCACUUGACUUGUUCAAACCCGUACCUCCUCCGAGGCCCAGCACAAUCCCUCUGGUCAUCCUGCGAAAAAGGCGGGGCCAGGCCAGCCCCUUAGCCACUGGGAACGCUAGCUCUUUGACUUUUGCUGACGCCAGCAGUUCAACUCCCAGGCGCUCCCCUGUCGAAAGCCUGCCCUUCUCCCCCUCCCAGUUCUUAAACACUUCUAGUAACCAUGAAAACUUAGACUUGGAAAUGCCUUCUCUAACUUCCACACCUCUCAAUGGUCACAAAUUGACUGUUACAACACCAUUUCAUAGAGACCAGACUAUGAAAAACCACAAGGAAAAUACCAUUUUUAGAACUCCAGCUAUCAAGAGAUCAAUCCUAGAAAGCUCUCCAAGAACUCCUACACCUUUCAAACAUACACUCGCAGCUCAAGAAAUUAAAUAUGGUCCUCUUAAGAUGCUACCUCAUCCACCAUCUCAUCUAGUCGAGGAUCUACAUGAUGUCAUCAAACAGGAAUCUGAUGAAUCUGGAAUAGUUUCUGAGUUUCAAGAAAAUGGGUCACCUUUAUUGAAGAAGAUAAAACAAGAGGUAGAGUCUCCGACGGAUAAAACAGGAAACUUUUUCUGCUCUAACCACUGGGACGGGGAGAGUCUAAACACUCAGCUAUUCACACAGACUUCACCUGUGGCAGAUGUACCAAAUAUCCUUACAAGUUCCGUUCUAAUGAAGCCAGUCUCAGAAGAUGAAGACAAUGUUCUCAAAGCAUUUACAGGACCUAAAAAUCGCUCCCUGGUGAGUCCCCCACAGCCCUGUGGAAGUGCCUGGGAACCUGCCUCCUGUGGAAAGACUGAAGAUCAGAUAACAGCUUCUGGGCAGGCUCGGAAAUAUGUUGAUGCUUUCUCCACCCGGACUCUGGUCAUGUGA